This is a messenger RNA of Apiotrichum porosum, 1614 nucleotides long. RefSeq lists its product as uncharacterized. The transcript has 4 exons. Gene Ontology annotation, molecular function: chromatin binding. The record is from RefSeq and is a predicted model, not a curated record. Lineage: Eukaryota; Fungi; Basidiomycota; Tremellomycetes; Trichosporonales; Trichosporonaceae. Gene Ontology annotation, biological process: DNA-templated DNA replication. The coding region runs from base 1 to 1614 and encodes 537 amino acids.
AUGACCACCAACAUGCUCCCAGUAGACACCAUCGUUCGCAUAGCUCUGCGCGAGCAUGACGGAGAAUCUCCGGAUGUGACCGCGUACACCGAGCAUAUUACCGCUGCUCUCGCAAAGCCUGACGAGAUCCCUGUAUUCUCUUCCACAUCGUCUCCCCUCUCGCUUGUUCGCUUCCGCUGUCUUCUCCAGGACACCGGCUACCCAGCCGAAGUCUACCUUCCUGGCGACGACGCAGAGGAGGCGGAAGCUAGCAGCUCGAGCCAGGUCGACUGGGGCAAGCUGCAGGAGCGCUGGGUUGGAUGGGCCGUUGAGGUUCCCGGUGAACAGCAGUGGGCAAAGGAGUCGAGCGCGUCGACUAGUUCCAUCACCGCGGAUCUCGCCGCGCUCUCCGUGUCCAGUUCGGCGACCGCCCUCCCGCCGGUGGUCAAGAACAAGUACCCCCUCGCUGCUCUAGGCGUGGACAACUAUCUCGGCGCCUUGCUCAAGGUGUACGAUGCCGACGCCUCGUUCCGCCCUGCCUCGGCAUACGACGUGGUCGGUAUCGUCUCGGCCGCUCCUGUGCCCACACCAUACGCCGCAGACGGCGAGGACGAGCCCCCACUCGUCCCUGCUAUCCACGUUAUUUCAGCUCCCACCCCGGCAUUCCCACCAGCCGAGCUUCCUCAGGACGGCGAGGCCACUCGCGCUGCACUCGUCGCGCACCUCGCCUCGGCCUUUUUCCCUCCCGACGUUGUCGCCGCCGAGCUCCUCGUCCUUGCCCUCAUCGCCGCACCCGCGACCCGCGCUGGCGGCCUGCCCCUCGGUACGCUCGCGCUUAACAUUGUCCGCCCCACUCCGUCGGCCACUCUCGAGCAUGUCCUCGCGCACCUCACCCCGGCACUUGUCCCGCUCCCCAUCUCCCUGCCGCUCCUGCAUGGCGCCACGUUCACCCCUUCCUCGUCGGACGGUACCUCGCUCGCGCCCGGUCUCCUCCAGCUGGCCCCCAAUACCCUCCUCCUCGUCGACGAGGAUGGCCUCGGUGACGGCGGUGCGCUCGCGGAACGUGCAGUCAAGAACGUCCAGGCCCUCACGCAGGCCAUCACCGACCAGACUGUCCGCUACGAGUACCCUUACAUGGACGGCCUGAAGAUGGAGUGUUCGCUGCGGUGCAUCGUCACGUCCGAGGCUACCUCCCUCCUGCCUUCUGACGUGAGCGUUCCGGCCACGCUCGCGACGUCAGCCCCCUCGGCCCCGGAGGCCGACCUGGCAAAGUUCAGGUCGUACCUGUCGUACGCCGGCGGUGCCGCGCACGCCGGCACGUUCUCCAUCCCCGCGGCCGUCGGCGAGGCUGUGCAGGACGCGUUUGUCGAGGACCGCCGUGUGGCAGGUACGGGCGGCGCGGCGGCUGCCGAGGCGCGCCUCACGCGCCGCAUGAAGGUUGCCCGUCUCCUGGCCCUGUCGCACGCGUCGGCAGAGCUGAGCAGGGACGUGUGGGACCGCGCGGUCGAGAUUGAUGCCGAGGUCGAGAAGCGCGUGUCGGCGCGUGACGCCGAGAGGAGGGAGAAGAAGCUCGGCGCGCCGACGGUCAACGGCACUGAUGCCGCUGCCGCCACCACCCCCACCGCGGCGGCAUGA